AUGGCCAGAUUUAACAAUGAAGAAAUUUUGAACUCAGUAGGAUUACCGAGUCAAUUAUUACAACAAAUCAAAAAUAAAGAAAACAAGGGUGAUUAUGACGAUGAUGAAAGUGAAGAUAGAUUUACCAAAUUUGAAAAUAUCCGAGGAACGAAACGGAAAUCAAAACCUAUAAGUCGAAAAGACAAAAGAAAACAAGAAAGGGAAUUGAAGAAACAAAAGAGAAUAAAGAAAGAUACUCAUCCUCAAAAGGUUCAACCUAAGAAACAAAAUGAGAAGACAGCGGAUCCACUUGCGUUAUUGGCAGCCAAAAAGAACAAAAGUAAGUCCAAAAAAGCAGAAGAGGAUAACCCGUUGAUGGCAUUACGAAAGUUGAAAGAAAAUAAAAACAGCAAAAAGACUUCAAAGGCAAAAGAAGACUUCAAAAUUGUAAAGGAAGAUGAAUUAUUGGAAGAUGAAGUAUCUGAUUUAGGUUAUAGUGAAGAUGACCUUGGCAGCGAGAAUAAAGAAGAUUUUGAUGAAGAUGAAAAUAUUGAUAUAGACCCAAUGGAAGCUUUGCGUGCUUUGAAGGAGAAGAAAAAAGGAGUAAACAAGGCAUCUUCUGAUAUAAGAAUAGUAAAAGAAGAUGACUUGGAACAAGAAGAUGAUGAUAUAUCGGAUUUCGAAGAGCUAGAAGAAGAGAAUGACCCCUUGGAAGCCUUGCGUUUAUUGAAAAGUAAAAAGAACAAACCAACUAAAACUUCCGAAAUAAGAAUCGUGAAGGAGGAUGAUUUAGAGCAAGAAAAUGACGAUGAUGUAUCUGAUUUGGAUAGUGAUGAAAAUGUUGAUGAUCAAAACGAAGAGGGAGAAGAUUUUGAAGGUUUUGAAGAGGAAAAUUUUGAUGAAUCAGAUUUUCACUUAUCAGAGGAGGAAGACCCAUUGGCAAAAUUGAAAGCUAUCAAAGAGGCCAAAAAGAAUGGGAAAUCUGAGAAAACCAAGAAAAAGCAGGAAAAAGAAGUGUAUCCAAUUGAUCCUCAUUUGCAAGAGCAAUUCCGCAAAGAUGAUGAAGACAUUGAAUAUUAUGCGAAAAAAUUGGGUCUCAAAAAUGGGAAAAAGGCCAAACUUUCUAAAACUGACGAUAAUGAUAUUAUUGGCGGGCUUUUGGACGGCUUAGAUUUAGAUUUCGAGUCCGAAAUGGAAAACAUAAGUGAUACGGCCGAUGAACAUAUUUCUGAAGAGGAUGAAGAAGAUGACGAGUAUUUCAGUGAUGAUGUGGACGAUUCGGAAAAAAUGAAAGAAAACCCAUAUGUAGCACCUGGACUGGAAGAAACAAAAUCCUCCGAGGAACUGGGGCUAGCUCCACAAAGAUAUAUUCCACCAGCAUUGCGGAAAAAAAUGGCUUUAGAAGCUGGCGAAAGUGUCUCAGAGGAAACGCUCAAAUUAAGGAAAUCUAUUAAAGGUCCCCUCAAUAAGUUGUCCGAAGCUAAUAUUAGUUCCAUUGUCAGUGAAAUAAAUGCGUUAUACUUGUCACAUCCCAGACAGACAUUGAAUGAGGAAAUUACGAAUAUUAUUCUUGAUAGUAUUGUGCAACAGGGAAGACUUUUAGAUACGUUUGUUUAUCUUCAUGCAACUGUUGUUGUGGCACUUUAUAGGUUGCAAGGAGUUGAAUUCGGUGCACAUUUUAUUCAAACUAUCGUGGAGAAAUUUGAAACUUCUAAAACCGAAUCUUCAAAAACAAAAGAAGCAUCAAAUAUAAUUUCAUUGUUGUCUUCAGUAUAUUUAUUUCAAUUAGUGUCGUCUAAAUUGUUAUAUGAUUUAAUCAAAGAAUUGAUCAAUAAUCUUGACGAAAAUAAUGCUGAUUUAUUGUUAAGGUUGAUUCGUAAUUCGGGGAAUCAAAUGCGUUCUGAUGAUCCCUCAGCAUUGAAGGAGAUUGUAUUGUUAAUAAAUGGGAAAGCCUCGACAUUACCAAAGGACGCUGUUAACACAAGAACCCAAUUUUUAAUUGAAACAAUUUCGUCGUUGAAAAAUAAUAAAUUGAAAAUAGUAAAUGAAGCAAACCAUCAGUUGUCUAUUAAAUUGAAAAAGUUUUUGGGUGGAAUCAAUGAAAAUAAAUCAGGCGAUCCAAUUCAAGUUUCAUUAGAGGAUAUUCAAAACGUUGCCACUAGGGGUAAAUGGUGGUUAGUUGGGUCAGCUUGGAAAGGUCACGAGACAGACAAACCAAAAGAUGUUGAUGUUGUGGCUAUGAGUGAUAUUUUGGAUAAUGCUGAACCAAACUGGAUGGAAUUGGCCAAAUCACAAAGAAUGAACACUGAUAUUCGUCGUGCAAUAUUUGUCUCCAUUAUGUCAGCCAAUGAUUAUAUUGAUGCUGUCACAAAGUUAGAUAAACUAGCAUUGAAAAGAAAUCAAGAAAGAGAAAUACCUAAAGUGUUAAUUCAUUGUGCUACUAUGGAACCUUCUUGGAACCCUUAUUAUGGGGUUUUGGGUAACAAAUUAUGUGAUUCACAUUCAUUCAGAAAAACUUUCCAAUUUAUGUUGUGGGAUUUGAUCAAAGAAUUGGAUGGUGGCAGUGCUGAUGACGAAGAGGAGGAAGAUAAUUUCAUUGGAUUUGAUACAUUUGAUGAAGAAAAUAAGAUGAAAAGAAUAUUAAACUUGGGAAGGUUUUAUGGUUUUCUUUUGGCUGAAGGUUCCAUACCCUUGCACAAUCUUCGUACUGUAAAUUUCUUAACAGCUUCAAGUGAUACGGUGCUAUUCUUAGAAGUGUUGUUAGUCAGCUUUUUUGAUCAAGUUGGUAAAAAAUCACGGAAGAACUCCGUUGGUGGUGGUUUACAAAACAAAGCUAAAGGAAUGUAUGAGCAGAAAUAUGAUGAUAGAUUAUUAGUUGAGCGUGUUUUGAAAGCUAAAGACCAAACUACUAUGUUGAGAGGUUUACAAUAUUUUGUACAAGAAAAAGUCAAAACAAGUGAAGUCGUUUCUGGAAAGAAACAAUCGAAAAGAGUAGGAUGGGGGGUCGAUGCCUUGUUUGAUAUAAUUGACGAAUUUUUGAAAGAUUCAGAAGACUAA
Molecule: messenger RNA, 3036 nt
Organism: Candida albicans SC5314
Lineage: Eukaryota; Fungi; Ascomycota; Pichiomycetes; Serinales; Debaryomycetaceae
Gene: SGD1
Product: Sgd1p
Exons: 1
Coding region: 1-3036 (1011 amino acids)
Biological process (GO): ribosomal small subunit biogenesis
Cellular component (GO): nucleolus
Molecular function (GO): RNA binding; protein binding
Source: RefSeq, a predicted model, not a curated record